GGCGGGGCCGAGGCUAGUUACGCCCGAGAGGAGGCGCCCAGCUCCGUUUCGAGGAUGUGGGGCCGGAAGGAAUGUGGAAGUUGUUUUUCUCUUUCAAAAGCUGAACAGCCCUUCCCACCCCUGCCCUGGGUGGAGGGUGUCGUGAACACGUUAAUAACCGGCUGCCCCGCACUGAGGGUUAACUUCUCCAAAUGCAGAAAGGGAAACUGAGGUUCAAGACAUAGCGACAGGCUGGUUCAAGACCUGGACCUCGCUUGCACCGAGGACCCCCUUCCUCGUGGGUCUCCGUGGCCCCCAGGCGGCUGACCACACUCAAAGACAGCUAGAAUUCCCAGCGCACUUUGGUCCUUGGGGCAUGCUAAAUUAAUAUUUUCUUAUAAGUCCCAUAAUUAGCUUUUUUUUUUUGAGGCGGGUUUUGCUCUGUCCCACAGGCUGGAAGGCAGUGGCGCGACCUUGGUUUAAUGCAACCUUCCCCUCUUGGGUUAAAGCGAUGACAAUGCCUCAGCCUCCAGAGUAACAGGGACUACAGGCGGAUGUCACCGCGCCCGCUAAUUUUUGUAUUUUUAUUAGACGGGGAGUUUCCAUGCUAGCCAGGCUGGGAUCACAGGCCUGAGCCAUCACACCUGGCCCCAUAAUAAGCUUUGAGUAGCACAGUAAUAUUGCAGGGUGUGCACGUAAAAAGAAUUAUAAAGAGUAGACAUUACAUGAACCGUAAUUACUGUUGGAACCCUGAGUUGGGUGCUUUACACACCAGUAACCUCAAAACUGGAGGUGGGCUGGCCAUCGUGGCUCAGGCCUGUAAUUCCAGCACUUUGGGAGGCUGAGGCAUAAUGAUCUCUUGCGCCCAGCCUGGGCAACAUGGCGAAACCUCGUCUCAACACAAAACACAAAAAUUGGCCAGGCACCGUGGCUCACACCUGUAAGCCCAGCACUUUGGGAGGUUAAGGCAGGCAGAUCACAAGGUCAGGAAAUUGAGACCAUCCUGGCUAACACAGUGAAACCCCGUCUCUACUAAAAAUACAAAAAAUUAGCUGGGCAUGGUGGUACGUGCCUGUGGUUCCAGCUACUCAGGAGGCUGAGGCAGGAGAAUCACUUGAACCAGGAGGCAGAGGUUGCAGUGAGCUGAGAUGGCGCCACUGCACUCCAGCUUGGGUGACAGAGAGAGAGAACGUAUCAAAAAAAAAAAAAAAAAAAUUGUGCUCACUUCGGCAGAACAUAUACUAAAAUUGGAACGAUACAGAGAAGAUUAGCAUGGCCCCUGCACAAGGAUGACACAUGAAUUCGUGAAGCGUUCCAUUUUAUUAAAAAAAAAAAUUAGCUGGGCAUGGUGGUGCAUGCCUGCAGUCCCAGCUGCCAGGGAGGCAGGAGGAUCUCUUGAGACCAGGAGGUGGAGACUGCAGUGAGCCCAGAUCAUGCCAUUACACUCCAGCCGGGGUAACAGUGAGACACUCUCUCAAAAAAAGAAACAUGAAGGCCAGGCGUGGUGGCUCACACCUGUAAUCCCAGCACUUUGGGAGGCUAAAGCAGAUAGAUUAUUUGAGGUCAGGAUUUUGAGACUAGCCUGGCCAACAUGGCAAAAACACAUCUCUACUAAAAAAUACAAAAAUUAGCCAGGCAUAGUGGCAUGCCUGUAAUUCCAGCUACUUGGGAGGCUGAGGCAGGAGAAUCACUUGAACCCGGGAGGUGGAGGUUGCAGUGAGCCGAGAUCGCACCAUUGCACUCCAGCCUAGGCGAAAGAGCAAGACUUUGUCUCAUAACAAACAAACAAACUGGAGGUGGGUGGCCUCCUGGUGAGGCAGGCCUGGGCUCUACACACCCAGCAUAGGAUCUCAAGCCUGUAGCUUGGGGAGGGUGGGAGGAGCCCACAGCUCAGGGGCACUGGGGCAAGCAGGAAGAGUCAGAGAGGAAGGGGUGACACCUCCCUACACUUGGGAGGGGCCCCCAGCGGUUGCCAAAGCUGUGUGAGGAGGAGGAAGUGAGAGGAGGAGGUGAGGUGCUGCCGGAGGUGAGCUGGGCUGGUGGGGACAGGGGCUGGGCCUGGGGCUGGGUCUCCAGACAGAGACCCAGUCAGUGUGGGGCCUAGCCCCCGCCCCCAUAAAAGAGGAGACGUAGGGGGCUUGGUGAGAUACCCUGAAACCUCUCAGCUCUGACCCUGCAGCCAGGCCCCAGCCUGGCCAGAGUGGUCCCUCACACUGGUUCUCCCCACAUUCUCUGCCUGUGGCAUUGAAGGCUGAGGGCACCAUGGCCCAGGCCCUGGGGGAGGAUCUGGUCCAGUCGCCCGGGCUGCAGGAUGACUCCAGCUCUUUGGGGUCGGACUCAGAACUCAGCGGGCCUGGCCCAUAUCGCCAGGCCGACCGCUAUGGAUUCAUUGGGGGCAGCUCAGCAGAGCCAGGGCCGGACCACCCCCCUGCAGACCUCAUCCGCCAACGGGAGAUGAAGUGGGUGGAGAUGACCUCUCACUGGGAGAAAACCAUGUCCCGGAGGUACAAGAAGGUAAAGAUGCAGUGCCGGAAAGGUAUCCCAUCUGCUCUGCGUGCCCGGUGCUGGCCCCUGUUGUGCGGGGCCCAUGUAUGCCAAAAGAACAACCCUGGCACCUAUCAGGAGCUGGCAGAGGCCCCUGGAGACCCACAGUGGAUGGAGACAAUUGGCAGGGACCUGCACCGCCAGUUCCCCCUGCACGAGAUGUUUGUGUCACCCCAGGGCCACGGGUACGAGGCAGGGCUCCUGCACGUGCUCAAGGCCUAUACCCUGUAUCGACCGGAGCAGGGCUACUGCCAGGCCCAGGGGCCUGUGGCUGCUGUGCUGCUCAUGCACCUGCCCCCAGAGGAGGCCUUCUGGUGCCUGGUGCAAAUCUGUGAGGUCUACCUCCCUGGCUACUACGGGCCCCACAUGGAGGCCGUGCGGCUGGACGCCGAGGUGUUCAUGGCUCUGCUGCGGCGGCUGCUCCCGCACGUGCACAAGCACCUGCAGCAGGUGGGCGUCGGACCCCUGCUCUACCUGCCGGAGUGGUUCCUGUGCCUCUUCUCCCGCUCCCUGCCCUUCCCCACAGUGCUGCGUGUCUGGGAUGCCUUCCUCAGUGAGGGUGCCAAAGUGCUGUUCCGUGUGGGGCUGACGCUGGUGCGCCUGGCGCUGGGCACUGCAGAGCAGCGCAGAGCCUGCCCUGGCCUCCUGGAGACACUGGGAGCCCUUCGAGCCAUCUCCCCAACGCAGCUGCAGGAGGAGGUCUUCAUGUCUCAGGUUCACGGCGUGGUGCUGUCGGAGCGGGACCUGCAGCGGGAAAUCAAGGCCCAGCUGGCCCAGCUGGCCCAGCUGCCCGAUUCUGCACCGGGGCCCCCACCCCGGCCACAGGCCCGCCUCCCCGGGGCCCAAGCCAUCUUCGAGGCCCAGCAGCUGGCAGGGGCGCAACCAGGUGCCAAGCCUGAGGUGCCUCGGAUCGUGGUGCAGCCCCCAGAGGAGCCCAGACCACCACGGCGGAAACCCCAGACCCGAGGCAAGACUUUCCAUGGGCUCCUGACUCGGGCCCGAGGCCCCCCCCUCGAGGGACCCCCCAGGCCCCAACGAAGCUCCACCUCCUUCCUGGACACCCGCUUCUGAGAGGACCAUGGACUCAGUGUCCCCCAGGCUCCAUCACCUGAUGGCUGAUGCCCAGCCCUGCACUUUACUCUUGGGACCUGGGGGCUCAGCUUCCUUCCUGGCAAGGACUAGGCGGAGGAGGAGGAGGUCCUCUGUGGUACAUACUGGGUGAGGCACUAGCAUGGGGGGGGUCCCAGAGUGGGGCACGUGAGGACCCAUGGAGCCAUCCUGGUGCCAGGCCCUCACGAGUACCAAAGCCAGCACUGAACAAGUCGGGGAAGGGGUCGGCUGGGCCGAGGGACCCCAGAGAGCUCCAGGAAUAAAAUCUUGAACAGA
This is a messenger RNA of Callithrix jacchus (white-tufted-ear marmoset), 3909 nucleotides long. RefSeq names its product TBC1 domain family member 10C (gene TBC1D10C). Gene Ontology annotation, molecular function: small GTPase binding; GTPase activator activity. NCBI's taxonomy places the organism in Eukaryota, Metazoa, Chordata, Mammalia, Primates, Cebidae. The record is from RefSeq and is a predicted model, not a curated record. Gene Ontology annotation, biological process: regulation of GTPase activity.